CCCCCCCCCCAACCGUGCGCUCCACACCGUCCGAUCUGUGUGGCCAUGAUCGGGGGUCGCAACACCACAAGUGCCCUUACCCUCCUGGUCCUCCUGGAUCUGUUCUCCCUGAUCCGGGUCUCCACCUCCACUCCCCUCACAGCAGGGGGACGGGGCCUGAACGAAGGCCAGGAACGGGGACCUCUCCCUGGGCCGACAGCCCCCCAUGGAGAGGGGGAGCCGCGGGAAGGAGGGCCUCUCGUCAGGGGGGAGGAGGUGGAAAGAGGGAAGGAGGAGGAGGACGAGUUGUUUAAGGACGUCGACCCCAGAACUCUGGCCGCCGUUCUCCUGCAGGCUCUGAACAAGCCAGAGGGAGGGAGGUGGACGGGCGGAGAGGGGGAGGAGGAGAAGAAGGAGGAGCAAGAAAAGGAGGAGAGAGCGGCAGAGGGGGCCGACAGAGACAGGGACGGGCGGCAGGAGCUCGAGCUGGUCAUGGCGGCAGCUCAGGGAAAGGAGGAGCGAGAGAGGGAGGAGGAGGAGGAGAAGAAGAAGGCGCAGGAAGAGGAGGAGAGGUUGACGGAGAAGGUCACCAGCCGCACCAGCAGUCAGACGGUGCCGGUUAAGAAGGAGCAGGCCGCGACGCUAGCAGACGGAGGAGAAGGAGAGGGAGGAGGAGGAGGAGAGGAGGUGACGGGGAAGGAGGUCGGUGCCAGAGAAGAAGAAGAGGAGGAAGAGGAGCAGUUGAGUCCGGAGGAGGUGAAGAACCUGGAGACCAUGAUGGAGGAGUUUCAGAGCUACAGCACGGCCAACAAGAGGGAGAGGGAACGCGAGAUGGAGAAGGAGAGAGAGGAGGAGAGAAACAGGGAGUCCCUUGUUCAGAGGGAGAGCAGAGGCUACAGCCAGGAGAAGGACCAAGGGCUUCUGGAGAACGAGAUCAAGUCCAAACCCAAUGGCCACCAGCUGGCUUUGUCCAAGAAGAAACUGAAAUGGCAAGAGGAGACUCAGAAGGGGCUUAACUUCCCCACCUUCAGAGGAGGCAACUUCAUGGACGACUUUGACAACAACUUAGCCCAGCGCCAGCACCCGGCUCCUGCUCCGGCCGAGGAGGACGCGGAGGAGGAGGAGGAAGAGGAGGCUCUGAGCCUGGAGGAGGAGGAGGCGCGGGCCAGGGCGGAGCAGGAGGAGGUCGGGAGACAAGCGGCGGAGGCUCAGCGCGCUAAAGCAGAGGAGGAGAAGCUGGCAGACAUAGCGUCCGACAUGCUCCUGCGCUACAUGGUCAAGCAGGACAGAGGGGGCAGGAAGUACGCCGACAAAAACAGGAAGAAGGCGCUCUCCUUCUCCGACGGCAACGCCGCGGAGGACAAGCGGUCCGACGAGGAGGCGGUCGCCGGGGGCGACGACGACGACGACAUUGACCCCCAGACCAUCGACAAGCUGAUCGAGAUCUCCAGCAAGCUCCAUCUCCCCGCGGACGACGUGGUGGACAUCAUCAGCGACGUGGAGAAGAAGAAGAAGAAAGACGCUCCGGGGGGGCCGGAGGGGGGCGCCGGGUCGCCGUGGCUACGGCCGCUGGUGGUCUCCAACUCCGUCCAGGACUUCCCCUCGCUUCCGCGAAGCUCCUCCCCCAAGCAGGCCUCUCCUCCCGUCAACCCCCUCAAGGCUUGGUUCAAGGAGAAGCUCCCCAUGAAACACAGUCAACAGGAUCCGUGGGUCGCCAAGCCUCCCAAGCCCUUUCUCGGACCCUCCACCUCCUACCCUUCCUCCUACCCAUCCUUCCCCGCCUACCAGAAGCCUUACAGGGGCUACUACCCGGUCUACUUCCCCCCUCCCAAGCCUCCCAAGUCUCGCUACUACCAGAAGCCCCAGGCUCCGUUGUCCCUCAGUGACUUCCUGGGGAACUCCCUGGACUACGAGCUGGACUUCUCCCCCAAGAGGAGGUACCACGCCUGGGUGCAGCCCAGACAGCGGAAGCCUCCCUCGCCCUCGUCCCUCCGACGGAACCUCUACUUCCCCAGCUACGCCCUCCCCCCGCGCCAGCGGACAUUCAGCCCAUACCCCGUGCCCGCGCCCAAACCCAGGGCCCCUUCCUGGGGGCAGGGCCGUCGUAGGCCCGCCUACUUCUACCCUCCACCGGCGCCUCCCCUGGUCUCCCGAGAGGAAGAUUACUACGGGCAGGCGGCGCCUCGCAGCGACAGCACAGAGGAUCUGGAAAACUACAUCCAGCAGGUGCUCAGGAAGAGACCCCGGAUGUUCCAGUAAAGAGGGAACGAGAGGAGGGAUGGAAGGAGGGAGGCAGGGGUCGAAGGAUGUGAAGAGACAGACUGAUACGUUUAUUUCAUGUUACUGCCCCCCCCCCACACACACACACACUUCUCUCUCUCCAGGUUAGAUCGAUCGGUAUCUUUUAAUCGUGUAUUUUUUUAGUGCCCUUUAUAGUGUACAGGUUAGUUUAGAUGAUCUAGAGAAUUAUGGACCUUGCUGAUGUACAGUUGAGAAAUGGGGUGAGGUAGAUAAAUACCCUGGAAGACGGGUGGACGAUGUUGUUAGAGGAAACAGAAGAAGAAGAGAAAAAAAGAGAGAAAGAGAAAAAAGAGAUUCGGGCACGAAACAACUUAAUUAUACCAAACCUUUAGCCUGUUAACCUUCAGCAAACAUUCAACAUAGACUAUCAAUCAGACAUUCUAAAAAUGACAAUCUUUGAGAGGACAUUUCCAUGUUGACUGUUACCCAAUAGGCCUAGAAAUCAUGAACGAAAACACAAGGUUGUCAAGACAACAAGUAAAAAAGAUACGCAGAUGUCAACGAAGGAGCCAAAAUGGAGUCAAGCAUUUAGCCAUCAUUGCUCUUGGAGUGAAGGUUCUGCUCUAUUGCCAAGCCUUAUCAAUAUACAGAAUGUAUGUCUGAAUUCCCACGUUGUUUGAUGAAUACAUGUUGUCCUUUAAGUUAUUGUUUGUAGAAAAAAUGAAACUUGAUGAAAAGUUGAAAUGAAACAUUCUAAUUUCGAAUUGCACAUUUUCAUGUUCUACCCAUGGGUAUAGAAACCAAGUUUAUGCAUUUUAUGGUAAAGGGAUUGUUAGAUUACUGUUGUAACUCUAUAUGGUGCCAGUCGGUAUUGUAAACAAUCUUGGACAGUCCAUUUCUACCUAAUGUAUGUUCCUUCAAAGUAUUAUUAGAAUGUUUGUAAUACUUGGUUUCCCUUUCCUGUCUUAAUUGGAUGUCUUGGCCACAUGCGCGGAUAUUAUUUAACAUAGUUAUUCCUUUUGUAUGCAUUAAUGAUGUGUUUUUUUUCUAAAGAGCAAAAACCGAUAUGAAAAUUCACACACAUUCCAUUUGUACUAGAAAAAUGUGAUUUUCAAAAAGAAAAUGUCUGACAUUAUAAAGCCGUUGCCUUAUCAUGA
Messenger RNA from Osmerus eperlanus (European smelt), 3377 nucleotides. It is a transcript of the gene vgf, whose product is annotated as VGF nerve growth factor inducible. Gene Ontology annotation, molecular function: neuropeptide hormone activity. The annotation marks the transcript as partial. The transcript has a single exon. NCBI's taxonomy places the organism in Eukaryota, Metazoa, Chordata, Actinopteri, Osmeriformes, Osmeridae. The record is from RefSeq and is a predicted model, not a curated record.